GUAGGUUUAAAACCCACCAUUUCAGUCUCCACCGCGCUGUCAUUUCAGUCUGCAACGGACCAUUCCACAGGAACCAUUGGUAUGGACCUCAUCACCACUGGAGUUUUGAGUGAAGGGUUGGGAAGGGAGAGCCUGGCAUUAGCCACUUGCAACCUCAUUAUGGAAAAGAUACAUCUGGGAGGGCCAUCAUAUCGGUUGAUUGAGAAUGUACUGUUCUUUUUUGAAAAGGAGAGGAUAUUGUCAACUUACACUCUGAAUCGAAUAUGUGCGGAUACUGGAAGAGUUGAAGAAGCACAGUUCAGGCACCAAACCUAACCUCAAUGAUGUAAAUAUCGCAAUUGUAUCUAUGUAUUCUUGUUGAAUUAUUUGCUGAUAUAUCCUUAUUUGAAAUUUUAACAUAUGAGAAUUGCACUCUACAUAAUACAAGUAGUUUUUACUUUCUCAUUUAGCAACAAAUCAAUGAUAAGUUUUACUUGACAAUUCUAUAUGAUCACGUACUAGAUUCAGUAGAUUGUACCGAGAGUCCGAGACCAAGACUUCCAUUGUUUUAAAUAAAACAUUGAUGUUUU
Messenger RNA from Cuscuta epithymum, 569 nucleotides. The record is from the annotation of a GenBank genome assembly. NCBI's taxonomy places the organism in Eukaryota, Viridiplantae, Streptophyta, Magnoliopsida, Solanales, Convolvulaceae.